Messenger RNA from Micropterus dolomieu (smallmouth bass), 2246 nucleotides. RefSeq names its product cyclin-dependent kinase 20 (gene cdk20). Gene Ontology annotation, biological process: protein phosphorylation. The transcript is spliced from 8 exons. The coding region runs from base 1102 to 2136 and encodes 344 amino acids. Lineage: Eukaryota; Metazoa; Chordata; Actinopteri; Centrarchiformes; Centrarchidae. The record is from RefSeq and is a predicted model, not a curated record. Gene Ontology annotation, molecular function: ATP binding; cyclin-dependent protein serine/threonine kinase activity. Gene Ontology annotation, cellular component: nucleus.
AGUGAUAUGAUGUUACAGACUCCAGUACAGCAGGGGGCGGGAUGCACUUAAAAGAUGUUUGCAAUCCGCCAUUAACUAAGAAGAAGAAGAAGCAGCAGCUGGACGUACCUCGCUCUGCAGCUUUCAGCCCGUUUAACAUAACGCGUCUAUUUAAAACUUCUUCCCGCGCGUGAAUAAGUAUUUUAUAAAACACGCAACUCUGCGUUUCUGUCGGGCUCACGUGACGCGUCACCAGCACCUUUAAAAAACGUGAAAACGUGUUGAAUUUGACGUUUUAACCGGUAGGUUACCAAGGCAACGUUAGCCAACAGUUAGCUAGCUGUUAGCUCAGUUCAGGGUUUCUCGUUGUUUUCUGUCCUAAAAGUUGAUGUUUCUGUACAAAAGGUUGAGCCGAAUCAAAGUAAACAGUUGUCCCUCUUAAACCGUGUGAAGUGUUGUUAGUAACUUUAUAUCUUAUUGAGCUGAUAAGCGCAACAUAAACGAACUGUGAUAUUUAUUAACGGAGUUCGUUUUUUCUUCAGUCUCAGCUUUUCGGCAGUCGUUGUUUUCUGUCCUAAAAGUUGAUGUUUCUUUACAAAAGAUUGAGUCUUUGCGGUUGUCUUACACGCCGAAUCAAAGUACACUGUUAUCACUCUUAAACCGUGUGAAGUGUUGUGAAUAACUUUAUAUAUUAUUUCACUGAUAAACGCAACAAAUCUAACUGCGAGAUUUAUUAACGGAGUUCGUUUUUUAUUCAGUCUCUCUGCUUUUCGGCUUCUGCUAGAUUACUGGAAGCUACAACAAACACCCGUACUGGUGUCUUGUGUCUCAUAAACAAGUUAAUAAUCACGAUACAGACUGUUUCAGGAUACUGGCGGUAUUUAUGAGCACACCACCGUAAUGCCCCGUUUAAUCCAGCCUCUCCUGCAGAACACCAUCUGACAAAUCUCUGUUUUAGCCCUGAUUCAUCAAAAGCUCCUCCUGACGCCGAGUUACAGUACAGAAAGAAACUGUUAACUACCAACAGCUGUUAAAUACAGUUUAAAUAAAGAAAUCAUUAAGUCUCUCGGUACCGGCCACAGUUCAGUCAGGACCGGUUCACCUGUCCCACCUGGUGAACACAUGGAGCAGUACAGUAUUCUGGGUCGGGUCGGAGAAGGAGCCCACGGCAUCGUCUUCAAGGCCAAACACAUCGAGACGGGAGAGACGGUGGCUCUGAAGAAAGUGGCUCUGAGGAGGCUGGAGGACGGCAUCCCCAACCAGGCUCUGAGGGAGAUCAAGGCCCUGCAGGAGAUCGAGGACAACCAGCAUGUGGUGAAGCUGAAGGACGUCUUCCCUCACGGUACGGGCUUCGUCCUGGUGUUUGACUUCAUGCUCUCCGACCUCUCUGAGGUCAUCAGGAACUCUGAGCGACCUCUGACCCCGGCCCAGGUCAAAGGUUACAUGAUGAUGCUGCUGAAGGGCGUGGCCUUCCUGCAUCACAACGACAUCAUGCACCGGGACCUGAAGCCAGCGAACCUCCUCAUCAGCUCCUCGGGUCACCUGAAGAUCGCAGACUUCGGUUUGGCUCGACUGUUCAGCGAUCAGGGAGGCAGGCUGUACAGCCACCAGGUGGCCACCAGGUGGUACAGAGCUCCUGAGCUGCUCUAUGGAGCCAGGAAGUACGACGAGGGAGUCGACCUGUGGGCCGUGGGCUGCAUUUUCGGGGAGCUGCUGAACUCGUCUCCUCUGUUUCCUGGAGAGAACGACAUUGAGCAGCUCUGCUGUGUCCUCAGAGUGCUGGGAACCCCGACCCCGGACAGCUGGCCUGAGAUAGUCGAGUUGCCAGAUUACAAUAAAAUCACCUUUAAGGAGAAUCCAGCGAUCCCAUUGGAGGAGAUCGUCCCUGACACGUCCCCUCAGGCCGUCGACCUGCUCUACAAGUUCCUGGUCUAUCCGUCCAAACAACGCUGCUCCGCCAGACAGGCUCUCCUCCAUCCAUUCUUCUUCUCCUCUCCACUUCCUGCUCACCACUCAGAGCUGCCCAUCCCUCAGAGGGGGGGCCGCCCCCCCCGCCAGCGUCUGCAGGCUCCGCCCGCUGACUUCUCGGUGGACCUGCCCCUGCAGAGCAGCGUGGUAGACCCUGUGCUGCUGAGGGGACACGCCUGCUGCCUCUGAACGACCGACCGACCGACCAAUCAGCUUCCUCCUUCAGUGACGCUCUGCCGACUCGUCACGCUAAACAAAUGUUCGCUCUCAAGCAAGAAUAAAUUCUUUCUGAAUAAAAA